Messenger RNA from Mercenaria mercenaria, 14867 nucleotides. RefSeq lists its product as uncharacterized. The coding region runs from base 7456 to 10590 and encodes 1044 amino acids. Gene Ontology annotation, biological process: signal transduction. Gene Ontology annotation, molecular function: protein binding; catalytic activity. NCBI's taxonomy places the organism in Eukaryota, Metazoa, Mollusca, Bivalvia, Venerida, Veneridae. The record is from RefSeq and is a predicted model, not a curated record. The transcript has 3 exons.
UAUGUACAGUGGAACCCCGCUGGUAAGAUCACCGAAGGAUCUUUUAAAAAGUGAUCUUUAUUGCGAAGUUGUCUUGUCUUAAUAUUGAUAUAGUGGGUGUAUCUGAGUAAUUGCAAAUAUUGAAAUUUGAAUUGAUUUGUUGAAACUCACAGUAAUAAUAAUCGAACAGUGAAGUAUAUAGUGAAAGUAGUGGCAUACAGUGAAAUACUUUGAUGUUAUCAUAAUAGAGACCGUACCACAGCUCUUCGCGUAUUCGAUUUUUCAAAAUAAAGUGGUUUUUAUAGAGAUGGUACCUAAAAAACUCAAAUUCAUCUUUAUAGGUUUUUUUUCAGAGUGAAAUGAUAGCUAAGUGCACCAAUUUUCUAAAUAUAUUUAUGGUUUUCCUCUUCUCCAUGUCAAAAAUAGAAAUAUUUGAUAUCUAAAAAAUUGCUUUCUUAAAAUAUCUGAAGCAAAAUGGACAACUCUUGUACUGACCGUUUUUCAAAGAUUUUAGGACUUCCCCAAUUAUAGUCUAUAUCAAAAGCUCCCACAGCUAAAUAAAUUCAAUAGAGUAUAAGGUAAGUUUACUCUACUUUCAACAUUUUGAAAGAGCCUAUACUGAACUGCCUUUUGUCUUUUAAUAAAGUCAAAUUCCAAGACUAGCCAAGAGUCUAAAACGCUUGAAAAAAUUCUGAGUGAAAGAGAAUGACGUGCUCUUUAUUAUAAGCUUACCAAAACCAUACCAAAAAUGUACCUUAAAGAAGUUAUUAAAAAAUUUAUAUUGUAAACAAACCUCUACACCAUUUUACCAUCAAUAUUUUCCACUCAUGAAUGCACUCAAUUCAGGUGAUAAUUGUUGAUAUAUUUGUAAAUGAGAGGCCCCAACAAAAACCUUUUUUCAAGUUGUGUAAACAGUAUAAGUUUUAAAUUAAUGUUGAUAUCUGAAAUUAUCCGAUUACUUUGUUUUCAACAAUAAAUAAAACACCUUUUAGUUUGUUUAGGGUAGUUGACCUGUAACGAAAAUCAUCAAACAGAGUAAUCUCCAUAUGCUUUUUCAGCAUUUAUUUGUUUUUCAAGGAAAGCAAAUGAUCGUGCUAGUUCCCUCCAGAGAAUGUUUAAAUUGAGAAUUGCUUAAAAUACAUUACAUAGAGUCAUUACCUGUCAGCUACCUUAACAUGUAGUAAUUACAACCACUACCUUAAAACCUUGUAAUUAUAUUUGACGACAAUGAAUUUUUAUAUUACCAAUUUAACUUUUUUUGUUAUUUCUCAUUGUUGGAUAUAUACAUUUUACAUUUUGAUAUAUAAAUGUUGUGUAAACCAAUGUAUCACCAUUGAGAACAAUAAAUAAACAACUUUGGCUAAAAGAUCAAAACUUAAUAACGUUUCUUAAUGUCGUUAAUUUUCUUCAAAGGAAUGUAUGCAUUAUUCUAUAUAAUCUUCAUGCAUUACUAAACUUUCUAUCAGGGCCUCACUACAACUUACAAAAUAACUGUCAGUGUAAGUCAUGAGAAAAGCGUGCAUAUUGUAUAUUGAAUACAAAGGGAUUUAAACAAAUGUAGGUCAUAUUUUGUCUGCCUGAUAAGUUGUUUGAAAAAGGACCUAUCUGAUUUUUCUUUCACUUUUGAUCAAUGUUUAAUGUUGGCUUCAGUUUAUUGAUCAAUUCAGAGUUGUCCCCCUUUGAUUUAUUUGGGUAGGUACCAUCUCUAGUUUUUACAAGUGCACCAGUUACGAUUAAAAAUGUAAACAACGGACUCUGUCUAUGAAUCAUUGGAAUGAAUGAAUGACAGUCGAUCUUAGUCUUAACACUGAUUGACAGUGAAUGCUAAUGACUCAAUGUGUUGCAGAAAGGUAUUUAGUUUGUAACUGUAAUUUACUUUCAAUUAAAAUCGCCUCAAAACUGGUAAAAAAAUGAUUAUAUUUUGACAAAGCUCACAGUCUUUCCUGUACUCCGGCUGCUAAAAGGGCAAAUAUAUGAGAUUCACUUCACUGGUACUGCCAGUUAGCAAGAUUAUACUCUAAAAACACGUCAAAGAAAUUUGGACAGUUUUGACCGAUUAAAACGUUAGCAGCAUUAGAUUAUAUUUUUUCUUUACACGAAAACUGCCGUUAGGUAACAAUAAUCCGGAGUUCACCGAUAAUGAUGUUAUUUUUACAAAAUUGUUCCAGUUGUGCACUUAAACUGCCUAGCUAUAGCUACUGCUGUUAUCGGGAAGUGGUCGAGUGUCAGUAUUAGGUGUGAGAGGUCCUGGGUUCGAGUCCUGGUUAGAGCUUUUAUAUUUGCAUUCUGCUACAGCAUGUUUUUUUUCUGUUAACAGACUGCUCAAGAUGUUCUACAUUUUUAGCACACAUUAUCAUGGAUCAUUAUUUAGCAAUCAAAAGUACAACUUGAAUAAAUUAAAGUUGAAUUGACACUGUCAAAAGUGCAAAUUGAAUAAAUUUAAGUUAAAUGGACACUGUUAAAAGUGCAAACUGAAUUAAUCAGAGUUAAAUGAACACUGUUAAAAGUGAAAUAUGAAUGAAAUACAUUGUUGGAAGUGAUGUUAAAAAUUAUACAAGUAAAAUCGAUAGAUUGAACUAAGAAUUUGUGAAGUAGAUAAAUAGUUUUACAUAGUGUUGGAUUGAAUUGAUAAAUUGAACUAGGAAGUGAUGGGAUAGUGACAUUAUGCUACAAAUUGUUGAAGUGAAGUUUUUGCAAGGGGAAUAAUUGAUAAAGAUUGAAGGAGAGGAAGAUAAACUAAGCAAGGCCACAGGCGGACCAUGACAGAAGAGGUGGAGCAGUUGCUACAAGCACUGAAAGUAUUAGGAGUUGAGAAUUCAGAAGCAUUAGGGAAAUUUAUUUAAGCCCAGGCUAAAUCAUUUGGAGCUUUUAAAGAGAAAUCGCCUAGUGAAAGAAAGCCCUCAACAUUCAGCUUAAAGACACAUUUUAAGGAAACAAGUACUGUACUUCAUCCGCCUUCAGCAAGUGGUAAUGAUGUCCCAAAAUAUGGAGGAUCGUAUAGCUCUCCUUAGCCUCUACGGUGAAGAAAAUAAAUGGGAUGGUUAGUUGAGCUACCUUUAGAUUGAGGCUGAGAAACUGAUAGUGAAGAGUGUGUUUAGUGAAGAUCAGAUAUUGCAGGGAAUAAGGGAAUGCCAGUGAUGUUGUACGGAAAUUAGGAACCGUCGUGACUGUCAGACAGAUAAUUGAUAAAUUAAAAAGCACAUUUUGGCAACAUAGAGACAAAGGAAACAUUAUAAAUUCUUUUCAUACAAACAGAAAUCAAAUGAAUCUAUUACAACACAUACUUCUAGAUUAGAAGAAAAGUCUUCCCAGGAUGUAACACUGAAAGGUUUAAGCAACACAGAUGAUGAACAACUAAAGUGAGUCUUAUAUGAAGGACUUACACCAGAGAUAAAUCAUCAGGCAGCAUAUAAGAAUGAUAUAUCUUAGAUUAUUGCCGCUUCAAGAUUGAACUGAGGAAUAUAGAAGCAGAAAUGAAAGAAUCAGGUAAAGAAACAAAGAACUACAGUGCAGCAGUAAACAUAGACAAGAAAGGGACUAAUGAUAUGGCAGAUGUCAAGGAGCUCCUGGAGAAACUUACUGAUAGAAUAGAUCAUUUAGAGAAAGAAAAGGAAUACCACAAAAAGAAUUAUUGACUGAUGGGUAUGGUUACAACAGAGCACAUGGAAGAAGUAGGGGAAUGGUAGACACCAGAGGAAGAGGUCGUGGUAGCUAUAGACAUAGAAGAGCUUAAGGGUAAACAUCAAUGACUACUGAUUACUACAACUGAUACCAGAAAGGCCAUAUAGCAAGAAAUUGAAAAAAAAAGGUCUCUUAAGUGCACCUGUUGUGGAAUUGCACAUUGCACCAUCAAAUAUCCCAAACUUGUAGGUGACACAAAUAAAACAAACUUUUCUUUAAAUGGUGUAGAAGUUACAGAAUUACUAGAUAGUGGCACUUGUGUGAGCGUUAUAUCCAAAUCAGUUUAUGAAGAUGAAUUUUCGAAUAUAGAAGUAGAACCACUGACAGAAUUUAUCAAUGUUAAAUGUGCAGAUGGACAGAAGCGUCAGUAUAGUUGCAAUUAACUUGAAAUUAACAUUCCAGAUUCCAACAAACACCACUCCUUCCUUUUUAAUCAGUCCAGACACAAGUUAUUCUGCAAGAACACCAUUCAUACUCAUUAAAUCAGCUCCUCUCCGACUACAAAGACGAAUUUUAUGUUCACUUUUUGCAAAAGACUCAGAGACAUGGUAUGUAAACACCUUAGUAUUUAGCAUCAGAUGUUAAGGGACUGGGAAAGGAGAAGUUAGGAAGAACAAACAGAAGAUUGCCAUUGUCAGAAGUGCUGUACCUGAAAGAAUAAUACUUAAACAAUAUGAAACAAUAAAUGUCAACGCAUAUACAGACAGAAAGAUGGAAUACCAUGAAACAUCAGCCAUUAUAUAUGAGUCAGAAGAAUCUUACCUACCUUCAUACAUUGAUAUAACAUCUGCUAACUACAAAUACAAAAAGAACUCUGAAAUCACAGUUAACCUUCCAAACUUAACCAAAACACAGUAAUAAUUCCACCAAAAGCGAUACUUCGUGAAUUUCAGCCAGUUACAAUAGAUCAUAAUAGUAUGAGAAAAAUCCAAGAAGAAAUAGACAAAAAUAAUAAACUUAAUAAGAUACACAUUGAUACAAGUGAUGUCCUAAACAAACAACAAAAGCAUGAAAUUAAGGAACUUCUCGAGAAACAAAGAAGUAUACUCAGUUAGUGAUGCUGCUAUAAUGCAAUGUGACAUAUAAAGCACAGAAUUUUACCACGAAGAGGGGCAUAUUAUAUUGCAAAGUAGAGGAUGGCGAAAACAUCAGAGAAUAACAAGUAAUUCUUGAAAAAUGGAGAAGAGAUGUGCUCAAAGGCCUACACAAAGAUGUUGGACACCCAGGCCGAGAGAGAGCCUCGCGGUUACUUAGAGAAAGAUAUUGUUGUCUAGGAAUGUAUACAGAUGUAGAAUCCUACAUAGACAAGUGUUGAAGAUGCUUGAGAUGGAUUGGCAACGGUAAAGGAAAAAAUGACAGAUCCUCUAGAGUUGCUCAAUGGACACUUUGAUACUAGAAGAAUCUAAACUUUAAGGAAGAUUUUCAAACAUUCUCUUAAUAACAGACCAAUUCACAAAAUACGCACUUGCAAUUCCAACAUGAAACCAAACUAUAAAGCAGAAACUCUUCACAACAAUUCAUCUUAGGCUAUUGGAUACCUACUAGACUGCAUUCAGACCAAGAGACCAACUUCGAAUCAGAAAUAAUCAAAGUACUCUGCCAACUUUUAAGCACAAAAGAAAAGCCAUACAACUUUAAACCAUCCGAUGGAGAAUUCGACACCAGAGCUCUUCAAUAGAAGUAUGUUGAACAAUUUGGGUACACCAGAAACUACACAGAAAAAAGAGUGGAAGAGAUAUGUACCAUCCAUAGUGUAUGCCUACAAUUGAGCUCCACACUAGUCAAUUCGAACUGAUUAUCGGCCGGAAGGCAAAGCUACCGAUAAAUGCGAUGUUUGAAGAGGCAGCUGAAGAUAGUAACACCAAAGAAGAGCACACAGGAAUAUCUAGAAGACUUAAAAAUUGUAUGAAAAAUAAAGAAACCAAGAUAUAUAGUAAUGGAAAACAAUGAGGAAGCAAGGGCAAAGCAAAAGAAGUAUUAUGAUGUCAAAGCUAAAGCAUUAAAAGUGACUGUUGGCGAUCAAGUUCUGGCGAAGAUCAUUAUAUUGGAGGGCAAACACAAUAUCUCAGACAAAGUCGAAGAAGAUAUAUAUGAGGUUAUGUCUUUAAAUUGAGAUCAUUAAAGAGAAAGAGGGAGAAAACUUCACAUAGAAAUCUUAACCCUUUUAAACACAGAGUAGAAAAAAGUUAAAUACAAGGAUAAAGAGUUGCAACGGAUUGCUAUGACAGAAGACAUAAAAGGUAAAGAGGGAGCAUCAAUUAAUAGAAGUAAAGAAAAUAGAAUUCAUACCGACGUCGGAGAAGAUUCAGAAAAUUACUCAAAUGAGGAAGACUUAUUUAUAGACGGUACGAAUAAAAUUUCUUCUGCAUCAGGAUCUUCGGAUAAGACAGAUGAAACGCUAGAAAACAGCGUGACACAAGACAGAGAUGAAAAUAGUAUUCUGGAUGAAUUACCAGAUACAGAAGGUGUAGUAAAUGAGAGUCGCAUAGACAAUCAAGAAAUGAAUAUUGCAGAAGAUACAAUUGAUAACAAUGAUGAAUUAGAAACAGAGACAACCGAGAUUCGAUAAGACCAGCAAACCCCUCAACCAACCCCCAGACUCUCAGGUAGACAAAAACAAACUACCAGCUAAGUGAACAGAAGUGGCACAUCGACUGAUACGGGCUGUUUUGAAAGGACAAAUAUUGAAUUAUGAAAUGUGGUAUGAGCAGACCUGAGACUUGUAAGACAAAUUACGAGACGUCAUAUAUCACGCCAUGGAAGUAUGUAACAGGAAGACGAAAUGGGCAUGGAAAUUGAGGGUAUGCACAUCGAAAGGGCACACCGGUUGGGGCGAUUAGUCGAACCAAGAAAAAGAAAUGAAAACAAAAAAGUGAUCCAAGGCGACCAAUGGUGGUAAGAUUCCGAGAUUAUAAUGAUACAGAAACCAUUAUGAGAAAAGCAUAUAUGCUAAAAUACAGUAAAUUUAGUAUUGACAGACAAUACCCAAAAGAAAUAGCAAAAGCCAGAUCGGAAUUAUACAAAUCUGCAGAAGCAGUGAAAGCAAGGGAGAGAAAACAAAAGGUACAAAUAAGAUACCCGGCUAGACUGUUUAUAAAUGGGAAGUGUAUUAAAAAAUCAUUUCCAGACUGGUACGAGGUGUUAAGUACGGACAGAAUGCAUAUAACAGGCAGUACAAACAAAAAGUUACAUAAUGAAAGAAGCUAUUCAAAAGAGACUAUCAUAGAUGAAAUCAACUCAAACAGCGGCGAUGAAAAUACGGUAUUUUAUCAGCAAGAUACAGACAACGACCACAGUGACAGCUCAGGCAGCGAUAGAAACUUCAAACAUCAAGAUGUAAACAAACCUGGGUCAUUAAACAAAAACAAACAUAUGAAUGCAGUGUUGGAAGUAAAUAAAAGCGGAAACCUACAUGAGACACCAAGUAAAGUCCUAUGUCCACAAAAUAAUCCAAGUUCACAGGAAAAACCAAAAACAUAUGCUGAAACUGCAGCAUGUAACACGUCGUGUGUAAAUAAUGUCAGUAAAAACUCAGAAAUCGGGAAAACCAAGAAGCCGAAUUAUCAUUCUAAAAAUAGAAUGGGUAUGGAGAAACUGAACAUGGGAUCCCAAGAAAAUACAGAGGGGAACGCGAAACGAGAUAAUGCAGCAAGUGCGCGAAACUCAACAACCAAUCAGAAUCAAGGUCAAGAGCAGAAGUAGGACAGCGUAGGGGAAAUAAAUGAGGUCAAAUUUUGUUUAUUUAACGUACAAGGACUGGUGGGUAAACGGUACAAUAAACUUGAUAGUGUUGAGAUGAAAAAACUGUUUGAUAUGUAUGACAUUCUUCUGUUUACAGAACCAUGGUCGAGUAGUGCAUUUAAUUAUGAUUUUGAGAAUUUUCAAUCUUAUAUUUUAAACAGAAAAUAUAUACUGAAAGGGUCUAAAAGAAGUAGUGGGGGAAUUAUGGUCUAUGUAAACAAUAAAUUGAAAAACUAUGUUGAAUUUGUUAAAAGCACAAAUGAUUGUAUUUUAUGGUUGAAAUUUAAAGGGGAGCUAUUUGAGCUAAAGUAUGAUGUCCUGUUAUGUUUGACAUACAAUAUACCUCAAGGAAGUAGAAGAGAAAUAUUUGUUGAUAGUAAUAUUUAUGAAAUGAUAGCAGAUGAUAUGAUGUAUUUUGAAAACUUGUAUGAACACAAGUGUGAAUUUAUAAUUUCUGGAGAUUUUAAUGCCAGGGUUGGAGAAAUGGCAGAUUUUGUUACUAAUGAUAAUACACAUUUAAGCUUACAUAAUUUGUUACCUGAAGAUUGUGUGCAAGAUAAAUUUCUACCAAGAAAGAAUAUGGAUAAAAAGGUAAAUGAACAGGGAAAAUUCUUACUAGAAUUUUGUAAAUCUACAGGUUUAAGAAUUUUAAAUGGAAGAAUGGGUUUAGAUAAAAAUAUAGGUAAAUAUACAUGUAUAAAUUCACAAGGUAGUAGUACCAUUGACUAUGUUUUAUGCAGGGAUAGUUUAUGGGAGUGUAUAAAUAGUUUUGAAAUUAUGGAGCCAAAUAUUUUGUCAGACCAUUGUAUUGUUAGUUUUAGCAUGAAAUCAAAAUCACAAAUAGAGAUUAGAGAUUUUCAAAGGGGAGAUGAUGAUGCAGAUAAAAUAAGUUAUAAAUACAAAUGGAAUGAUGAGAAUAAAGGUACAUAUAUUGAACAAUUAAAUAGUGAAAACAUUACUUACAUGUUUAAUGAGUUGAAUAAUGAUGUUUUAAAUGCACAAAGCAAUGUUGACCUUGACACCAGUUUGAAUACUUUUUGUGAUAUUUUAAAUUCUGUAUGCACACCUUUAUUUAAAAAGAAAUGCUCAAGUUCCUCUGUCAGUUGUUCAUAUGAUAAAGAAAAGGCAUAUUAUGAUGUUGAGUGUAAUCAAUUGAAAAGCAGUUAUUAUAAACUUUUAAACAUAUAUAGAAAUGACAAUUGUGAUGAUAAUAAGAAAAAUAUGGUACAUGCUAGAAGUGAAUAUAAAAAGACAGUAAGAAAAAAGAAAUACAUAUAUGAUAAAAGUCAAACACAAAAACUUGAAUCAGCUAAAUUGUCAAAUGCAAAACAGUAUUGGAAUUUGUUAAAAGGAUCUGUUGUAAAAAGUAAGACAUCUCUAACUACAAAAGAUUUUUUAGAGUAUUUUAAAUCUAUUAAUGACCCAGACUCUGUGUUUUUUCAACCGGAUGAGGAUGUUAUAUAUUUCAGUGACAGAUAUUUGAAUGGAGAAUCAGAAGUAAUGUUUAAUGAGCUAAAUAUACCAUUUUCACAAACUGAAAUUAUUAAAGCUUGUAAAAACUUAAAUACAGGCAAAUCUGGUGGACCUGAUUAUUUUUUAAAUGAAUUUUUUAAGUAUGGCAUAAUGUGUGACAGUUUUCUGACUAUCUUAUGCUCAUUUUUUAACAAAUUAUUUGACGCUGGGUAUUUUCCUGAAGCGUGGACUGAAGGUUUUGUAGUACCUUUACAUAAAAAAGGUGACAUUGAUACAGCUAGUAAUUACAGAGGUAUAACAUUACUAAGUACAUUUGGUAAAUUAUUUACAAAGGUUAUAAAUAACAGAUUGAAUACUUGGGCUGAAUAUUAUCAUGUGUAUAUUGAAGCACAGGCAGGUUUUAGACAAAAUAUGGGAACUAUCGAUAAUAUUUUUGUGUUGCAUGGCCUUAUAAAUCAUUUAUUGAAUAAUAAUAAAAGAAUGUAUGCGGUGUUUGUAGACUUUACCAAAGCUUUUGAUUUUUUAGUGAGAGAUGUUAUUUGGUAUAAACUCAUAAAAAUAGGUAUUAGAGGUAAAAUGCUUGAUAUUGUUAAAUCUAUAUAUUGCAAUGUAAGAUCAAGAGUAAAGUACAAUAAUAAUAUAAGCAAUGAAGAUUUUUCAUGUUUGCUAGGGGUAAGACAGGGUGAAUCGCUAUCUCCUUUUUUAUUUUCGAUUUAUCUGAAUGAUAUUGAAGAACACUUUAUGAUACACGGGUUUAAUGGAAUAGAUACUGGAAUGUUAAAAAUGUUUCUACUUUUAUAUGCUGAUGAUAUACAUGUAGUUAUUAUGGCAGAAUCGGAAGAAGAACUAAGAAAGGGUUUAUUUUUGUUAGAAGAUUAUUGUGAUAGAUGGAAACUAAGUGUAAAUUCAACAAAGACAAAAAUUAUGAUAUUUAAGAAAGGUGGACAGUUAAAAUAUGAUCUACAAUUUUUGUUUAAAGGUCAGGUUUUAGAUAUUGUCAAUAAUUUUACAUAUUUAGGAAUAGUUUUUACCACUGGUGGCUCAUUUAAAAUGGCAUAUGAUACAUUAGCAGGACAGGCUACAAAGGCAAUGUAUAAACUGAAAUCAGCUCUUGUUAAAUACCCAGGUAUGCCAAUAAAAAGUCAGUUGGAAUUAUUUGAUAAGCUAAUUUUACCUAUUUUAAACUAUGGGUCAGAAAUUUGGGGGUUAAACGAAUCUAUGGUGCUAGAAAGGGUACAUUUAAGCUUUUGUAAAAGAUUACUUGGCGUCAAAAUCCAAACACAAAAUAACUUUAUAUAUGGUGAGCUAGGUAGGACAUCGCUGCUAACAAGAAGAGCUAUGGGUGUUAUUAAAUAUUGGUUGAAAAUUAUACAAAUGAAGAAUGAAAAAUAUGUAAAGGUUGUUUAUGAUUUGAUGUGCAGACAAUUAGAAGUAAAACCAAAUAGUAACUCAUGGGCAAAAUCUGUGAAAAAUCUGUUACAAUCCCUUGGCUUUUAUGAUGUGUGGUUAUUUCAGGAAGUUGGUGAUAAUGAUGCUUUUAUAUCUGUACUAAAAACUAGAUUAACUGAUGUAUUUAUUCAAAACUGGAGGGCGGAUAUUAAUGAUUCAACAAGAGCAAAAAGUUACGCUUUGUUUUCAAGUUUCAAGCUUCAACCAUAUUUAAAAUUAGUUAAUAUAAGUAAGUUUAGAAAUGCACUUUGUCGAUUACGAGUUUAAUCUCACAGACUAGAAAUUGAAACAGGCAGAUGGCAUAAACCGGUUCCAAUCCCUUAUAAUGAAAGAAAAUGUCACUAUUGUAAUAGCUUGGAAGAUGAAUUUCAUUUUAUUUUAGAAUGCUCACUUUAUAAUGAUUUGAGAAAAAAGUAUAUCAAGAAAUAUUACUGGUCAAGACCAAAUAUACCAAGAUUUAUUGAAUUAAUGACUGCAGAAAAUGUUCAUAUUAAUAAGAACUUAGCGAUGUAUGUACAUAAAGCUUUUGACAUUAGAAAUCAAUAUUGUUAUUAUUUUAAUUGAUAGAAAACCUCUCUUUCCUCACGCUGUAUACAUGAUACAUAAUAUAUGAAUUAUUAUGUAUAUGAUAUAAUAUUGCAGUUCCUAAUAUUGAUGUGCUACUGAUAUUUACAUCAUAUUCAAUUAACUGAUACUUGACAAUGUAACUAUUUGUAAAUAUAUAUUUAUGUUUGCAUGUAUGCUCAGGGACCUAUGGUCCAAUGCAUGAAUGAAUAAACUCUAAAACUAUGUAGCAAACAUUCUGCUUCAAUAUCAGAUCUAAGCUUGAUUUCAUUAAGUUCACGCCAUGUGAGUUCGCCCACAUUUUAAGUCAUAAAGCAUGUAACUUUCUUACCCACUUAGUAAAAUACCAAUAUGAGGUGCGUGGAAAAAAAAUGAUGAAAUAUGAUAAAUUUAUCUCAAAUAUGCUCUCGGCUUUCAAAGUUGUUGACACGGUAACAAUACCAUUUCAACCUUUUAAAAAUCAAACUGAGGCGUUUGCUCAUUGAUAAAAAAAUGUGUGGUGUUGAAUAACUUAAUUUUAGAUGUAUUUCUUUUUAUCGGAAUACAUUGUGGGAUCGCUGUCACCCGCAAUAUGAUAUAUAGGACAAGUUUAGUCAUUUCAUUUUUAUCAUAACUUAAGGUUGUCAUUUAGUGCAACCUUUAUUUCGGGCUUUAAGUGGGAUAACACAUUGCUGCAUCCUUAUUUGCUUGCAGAUGCAGGCAUAAACAAAACAGGUGUAAUUUCUAUGUCAGCAUGACCCUAUUUUUAUUCUGUUUUCAACUGAGGAUAUAAUAUAUUAGAAUUAUAAUACUUUACGAAUCACUGACUCGCAUUACAUUUGAAAAAAAUACUCGCGUGACCUUUUAUCGCUAGCCAUUCUUUACUAUGACAUGUCAUCGCAAAUAGAGUCAUGAUGCGUUAAAAACUUUUUAUCAGCACAAAGAAAAUCUAUGCUGGUCCUUAAAUGACUCAUUUUUAGAACACACCUAUUUCUCAAAUCAUACCAUGAUGAGUCUUGUAAAUCAUUCUCACGCAUGAUUCUUCUUGAACAAAUGCGUAGAGUUUAGUUCCCUAUUAAAGCCCUUCUUUUCUCCAACAUGUUAGAACACGAUUUGAUUCAAGGUACGACUUUUUUGUAAUGAACGGAAUUAGUUAGAACAUUUACAUACGGAAUUAUUUAGAGCAUUCACAUGCGGAAUUAUUUUGAACAUUUACAUACGGAAUUAUUUAGAGCAUUCAAGUAUGGAAUUAUUUACAGAGCAUUCACAUACGGAAUUACUUAGAGAGCAUUCAUAUGCGGAAUUAUUUAGAACAUUUACAUACGGAAUUAUUUAGAGCAUUCAUGUAUGGAAUCAUUUAGAUCAUUCCCAUAUUCAAUUAUUAUGAACAUUUACAUACGGAGUUAUUUUGUUAAACUACGGAGAUCAAAAAUGCUGAUACCGCAUUUAAGGAAUUAUAAUGGGGAAACUGCAUAAAAUGCAAGUUUGAAAUCCCUGUGAAGUUAAUGUAUAUAGUGAAAAAGAGAAAGGCUACUUAGAGUCUAUGUAAACAUGUUAAAAUGCGGAGUUGCUGUUGCAGUAUUCAAAAACAUUGAUACCGCAUUCAAGGAUUCAUAAUGGGAAACUACAAAUAACGUAAGUUUGGAAUCCCUGCGAAGUAAAUGUACAUCGAAUUAUAUACAAGCAAUGGAAUUAUAGUGGAAAAAAGAAUAUCUGAGUAUUAAAAUAUAGAACAUCCUGAAGUAACUUGAAAUAUAAUGUCAGAACAGACUUACUGCGCUUAUUCUGAAAGGAGUGAGUGAGUGAGUGAGUUGGGUUUUACGGCGAAUCGACACAAAAUGGUCAUAUAUCGCCGAGAAGAAGUCAUAUUGCAAACGCCAACUGUAAAGCAUAAACAUUGAUGUAAAAACGUAGAGCAUACCUAAAACCAUCCAUGUAAAAACGUAAAUAACACCAUGAAUAAUGUAAAACAUAUCUAAAAACAUAUACGUAUGUGUUAAAAUAUCAAUUGCAAACAUAAUAAUAUUGCAAGAUGUAAAUAAAAAUAUGAAAUGUUAGAUUUUUUUUAUAUAUAUAUUCCUAUCUGCUUUAAAAACGAUAAAAUAUUUCCGACUGAAACGUUUUCAAAAACUCUUUCAAAGAUUGAACGUCAUAAUAUGUACUGCGUUGUGUAGCAAAGUCCACACAGUCGAUUAAAAUAUGUUUAAUAGUUAGCGGUGUUUGACAUGGUACACAUUCGGGUUGAUCUUCUUUAUUCGAAAGAUAAGAAUGAGUCAAACGGGUAUGACCUAUUCGACAGCGAGAAAGAACAACUUCCUCCCUGCGAACAGAUCUGUUCCCUUGGUGCCAUUCCCCUAGAGUAGGUUUGAUAUCAUGAAGUUUAUUGAAUGAAGCAUUGUUCCAUGCCGAUUGCCAUUUAGAUAAAAUGUAUUUGCUUAUAUUAGGGCUAAAAUCGGUAUGUGGUAAUUUCAAAUUAGAUUGUGAUAAUGAAAGGGAUUUCUUUGCUGCAAUAUCAGCAUCCUCGUUUCCAUGAAUACCAACAUGACUGGAGCUAGAAGUACAAUAUUAAUCUGGAAUGCUGCUACCUUAUACUUGUAUUAUAGCCGUGAACUCAAAUGGAAUGGUAUAAUUACCAAAAUGCAAUGCUUUAUUUAGCAAUAAGGAAUGUUUAAUUUGAAAUGCAGAAUUAAUACUAUGUUUGUGAAAAUAAAGUUAUCUUGAAAGACACAGUGUUAUACCAUAAAAAUAUUCUGAUUUGUUUUAUUAGAUAAUAAACUUUUGGGAUAUGUAUCAUAAUGUAAUAAAGACAAUAACACUAACUAAUAUUAAAAAAGGAGUGUAUGACACACUGACCGACACAACAGAAAAGGAGUUUGCUUAAUAAAGCCAAUAUUCAAACCGAGUCAGAUAAUCUUUCUCAGUUGUUAAAUUUAUGACCUACAUAAACCUCGCAACAUUUUUAUAAAGACAUUACCAUAAGGAUUCAAUCAAUAUCCCGUUUGCUAAACUUUAUAUAUUUAUGACGUUAACCUUGUUAAAUCAAACAGGGUAUGUCAGGUAUAAGAUAAGAUGAAAGCCAGUUCAUAAAGUUCUUUAGGUAAACGUGUUUAAAACAUCGUGAACGAAAACCGUCUUCGAUAUCAUAGGUUAUCAUACUUUUGUGUUAAAGUAAUAUUUAAUAGAAGGGUAGGUGAAAAACGAAUGUAUUAAUCAUGAAAUAAUUACAUCGGUCGGACUUCUGGCUAGUUGAGCAACAUAUUUACUUAAGAAUUAAAUAAUAUGAAUGAAAAGCUACGGUUACUUACAAAAAAAGUAAACUUAUUCCUGUCCUUAUCGAUUAAAUGUAAUAUAUCAGCUAAACUCGAACAAAAAAAAAUACUGCAAAAACCUUAAUCAUCUAGAGGAACCAGGCGGCGGUUUCUGUGUGAAACAUGUAGCCUUUCUUUCUUUACACUACAGAAAGAGAUCCGUCACGUCACAAAAUAGCAUAGAAUGAAAACAAUGCAAUUGCAUGGUAGACCUCCAAUCUCACAUUCCUUAAAGCUUAUGGCAGAUCUUUUUUGAAACAUCGGAAAUAUGGGCAAAUCUUAAAAUGGAAGAGAUAGGGAAAAAGCGUACAAGUAAGGAAGUCAAUAGAAUAUAGCUGAAGAUGGAACCCGGAACAAUGUGAGUAGGACUGAAUAGAUCAUAACGUUAUUAGUAAAUUGCUCUGCUAACUGACUUUGUUUUUACUGUACCUUUAUAUGGGAUGAUAUUUGUUUAUUGUUGACCUUGUUUUUGAACCGGAAAAAAUAGGUUUAUUUUAUUUCAGACAAACGUUUGUUCUAUAAACAACAAAUACAUGCAACGACCAAAGAAUCGAUUCUAUCCCAUCAAACUUAUUUAAGUUUUUAUAGAAAUGAACGCCUUGUUGUUUGGUUAGUUUUAUGUCCUGUUUUCGCUCUAUAAUCCAACUUUCAGUAACUGUAACAUUAACAGUGUGUUGGGAAGGAAAAAAGGGU